Molecule: messenger RNA, 309 nt
Organism: Prorocentrum cordatum
Lineage: Eukaryota; Dinophyceae; Prorocentrales; Prorocentraceae
Source: the annotation of a GenBank genome assembly
AUGGUGCUGGUGUCUCAGGCGCCCAGAGCGGGGCCACUGAAGCAGCUCGCGCCGAAGGCUAGGAGCAGCCUGCCUGAGCUGCAGGCUCGCCGAGCCCUCGGGGCGCCGCUGGGGCUGCGCCAGGCUGGCGCGGGAGCGCUCGCAGCGGCCGAGCGCGGGCAGCGCGCACCCGUCUCGGGGCCGGCAAGGCCUGCCGUGAACCCGUACGUGGACCCGACGAAGCCCAAGCCGGCCAAGUCGUCCACCCUCGCCGCCUCCGCCCCCGCGUCGGCGAAGAAGGGCGCCGGGCACGCGGACGGGGACUACUGA